Pyricularia pennisetigena is the source of this 1059-nucleotide messenger RNA. RefSeq lists its product as uncharacterized. Bases 1 to 1059 code for a protein of 352 amino acids. NCBI's taxonomy places the organism in Eukaryota, Fungi, Ascomycota, Sordariomycetes, Magnaporthales, Pyriculariaceae. The record is from RefSeq and is a predicted model, not a curated record. The transcript has 3 exons.
AUGAUAAGCGUCUGCUGCCAGGCAAUUGCUCGGCAAAGUCCCCUAUUGUGUCAAGUUGGGGUUCCCCGCUUUCGCUGUCGAGCUCCCUUUCACACCACCAGGUUCAGCAUUCUCAACGUCACCAGAACAUCUUUGGCUCUAUCGCUUUCUUUUCGCAAUCGCUUAUUUGGAAAACUGCCGGAGUAUUCUGCUAUCUUUGAAUUAGUUAUCAAAAUCCCCUCCAAGUCGACAGCAGCAUCGCUCUUCAAUUUCCGCACGAUGGCGUCAGGAGCAACACCGCACCAUUCCAUCCUCAAGAAGGGCCCUGUGACAGAGGCCAAGCUGCGAUCGAGAAAUUUGACACAUUUAUUCCAGGAGAAGGAACUCAAGUUCCAGGCCGAAGGGCUCGAGAUGGCAAAGACGGUGAGCUGCGAUCUCACCAAGCCCGCACCACCAAACAAGAGCUUUAAUGAUCGCAUCGCCCUUUUCCAUGGCGACAUCACCAAGCUCAUGGUCGACGCCAUUGUCAAUGCUGCCAACGAGAGUCUGCUCGGCGGUGGCGGUGUGGAUGGCUCAAUUCACCGUGCAGCCGGCCCGGGCCUGUUGAAGGAGUGUAAAACACUAGGUGGCUGUGAAACCGGUGAUGCCAAGGUGACGGGUGCCUAUGACUUGCCCUGUAAGAAGGUUAUCCACGCCGUGGGUCCAGUUUAUAACGACACCCAGAGGGAAAAGUGUGAAAUGCUUCUGUCUAGCUGUUACACCAGGAGCUUGCAGUUGGCCAUCGAGAACGGAUGCAGCUCGAUUGCUUUUCCGGCGAUCAGCACAGGUGUCUAUGGAUAUCCAAGCAGACGGGCUGCCAACGCUGCCAUAACGGCAGUAAGAAAGUUCCUCGAGUCGGACCAGGGAGACAAGAUCAGUCUGGUAGUCUUCUGUUGCUUUUUGCAGAAGGACAUGGAAAUUUACACAGACAAGCUCCCCCUUUGGUUUCCACCUGUAACUGCAGAACCUGGUGGUGUAAAGGCAAAGCGUAGCAUGCUCGAUGUCGGAGACGAUGAUGCAAUCCCGCCCACGACGAAGUAG